UCAAACGGAAACGAAAUAACAAAUGAACGAAGCAAGUGAAGAGGCCAGUGUCGCGGUGCAGUCGACUUCCAGCAGCAUUCGUCCCCAGUUUGGAAAUCGGUUUCUUUCUGCCGACGACAAUGUAUUCCAGCAUAACGCUUGGUAGGAUAUUGCAUUCCUCUGCUCGGAUCUUGCCACCCGCGUUUCACACUGUACACCGCUCGUGCGCUUACGAGCACACACGGUACCGGAAGAAACCGGCCGGUGGAGGUGAUCGGUUUCUGCGCGAUCCUUCUCAAGUAUUCGAUUUUAACUCAUGGGACAACAUCCAGUGGGAUGACGAACAGGAGCAGGCGGCUUUGGAAGGCGUCAGGAAGAAUUCUUCCGUCAAACUUCCCGACGCGGAAGUUGAUCGUCUCGCGACGGAGGCCGAUCAGAACUGGGACCGCUUUUACGGUAUCCACCAGAACCGAUUUUUCAAAGAUCGGCACUGGCUGUUUACGGAGUUUCCCGAACUUGCGCCAUUCAAGACGACCCCCAACAAUGUUCCAGAACGAGUGCUCCCUGAUGGGGAAACGGUGAAAAAUGUCGAAACCCUGGCGGAUACCAAUCGACCGAGGACAAUCUUUGAAAUAGGUUGUGGUGUUGGAAACACGGUUUUUCCUAUUCUCAACUACAGCCACGAAGGGAACCUGAUGGUGUACGCAAGCGAUUUUUCUCACCAAGCCAUCGACAUUUUACGACAAAAUCCCGAAUACGAUCCUCAGCGAUGCCAAGCGUUUGUACUGGAUGCUACGGCGGAACACUGGGAUGUGCCGUUCGCUGAAGGAAGCAUCGACAUCGUGGUGCUAAUAUUUGUGCUGUCUGCUAUCGAUCCAGAUCGUAUGCAACACAUUGCCAAACAGAUUGCUCGCUACCUGAAACCGGGAGGUUUGGUACUGCUACGCGACUACGGCCGGUACGAUCUGGCCCAGUUGCGCUUCAAGCCGGGCAAAUGUGUAAAGGAUAACUUCUAUGUCCGCGGCGAUGGUACGCUGGUGUAUUUUUUCACCCAGGACGACCUGCGGAAGCUGUUCGUGGAAGCGGGUCUGGUCGAGGAGCAGAACAUUGUCGAUCGUCGAUUGCAGGUGAACCGUGGCAAGAUGAUUAAAAUGUAUCGCGUUUGGGUGCAGGUUAAGUUUCGUAAACCUUUGGCGGAUUAAAAUGACAACCCACUGAUGAACUCAAAUCGAUGCUUUUAGUCAUGAUUUCAUUUAUUUUAACUAUUCUAAAAUCUAAACACAUAUAUGAGAAUGUUUUCUGUGGGGUAAAAUAAUGCACAUUAUUGAGAUGCAAGGUCGCAUGUAAAUGCAGCUGCUUGCAGCGCGGACUAUUCUUCACUACGACUGCCGUCGUUGUACAGUUCAAUAAAA
Anopheles coustani is the source of this 1391-nucleotide messenger RNA. It is a transcript of the gene Mettl2, whose product is annotated as tRNA N(3)-methylcytidine methyltransferase Mettl2. Gene Ontology annotation, molecular function: tRNA (cytidine-N3)-methyltransferase activity. Lineage: Eukaryota; Metazoa; Arthropoda; Insecta; Diptera; Culicidae. The record is from RefSeq and is a predicted model, not a curated record. The transcript is spliced from 3 exons. The coding region runs from base 120 to 1181 and encodes 353 amino acids.